Molecule: messenger RNA, 671 nt
Organism: Halichondria panicea
Lineage: Eukaryota; Metazoa; Porifera; Demospongiae; Suberitida; Halichondriidae
Product: splicing factor 3B subunit 6-like
Exons: 5
Coding region: 72-449 (125 amino acids)
Biological process (GO): mRNA splicing, via spliceosome
Cellular component (GO): precatalytic spliceosome; U2 snRNP; catalytic step 2 spliceosome
Molecular function (GO): RNA binding
Source: RefSeq, a predicted model, not a curated record
GUCACAGAUCAUGUGAUGCUGGCGUCCAUAAAGUUGAUUACGUCAUUGACAAACCAAACACGAGGUGGAAAAUGGCGUUGGCAGCAGCAGCAAGACGAACAAACGCUCGUCUACCUCCCGAGGUGAACAGAUUUCUUUAUGUGAGAAAUCUUCCCUUUGAGAUCACAGCAGAAGAAAUGUAUGACAUUUUUGGCAAAUUUGGGGCCAUCAGACAAAUCAGAUUGGGGUGUGCCUCAAAUACGAAGGGAACAGCUUAUGUGAUAUAUGAGGACAUUUUUGAUGCCAAAAAUGCCUGUGAACAUUUGUCAGGAUUUAAUGUGUGCAACCGAUACCUUGUGGUACUCUACUAUCAACCACACAAGGCUUUCAAAAAGAUGAACAAAGACCUAAAGAAGGAACAGAUUGAAAUUUUGAAGAGCAAGUAUGGUAUUGACUUGGACAAAAACUAAUACCACAAUUUUUUUUCUCGCUAUCUUUAUGUGCACUCCUUUUUAAUCUCAGGAUAAAUUUAAUUUUCCAUAUACACAAGGUUUUCAAAAAAUGAGAAUGAAGACAAAGAAGAACAGAUUAUGAACCGAGGACAAAAACUGAUACUAACAAUUAAUUUUGUCCUCGUAAUAAUUGUUCUGUGCACCCUUUCAUUCUCAGCAUAAAACAAUCCUAGGCUGUUA